Messenger RNA from Orbicella faveolata, 5639 nucleotides. RefSeq lists its product as uncharacterized. Gene Ontology annotation, molecular function: protein binding. The record is from RefSeq and is a predicted model, not a curated record. Lineage: Eukaryota; Metazoa; Cnidaria; Anthozoa; Scleractinia; Merulinidae.
UAUAUGGAAAUUAAAAUACAGAUUUAGUAGAUUAAACGAACAGAGAUGAUUCAAACGAGAUACCAGGUGAUUCAUCAAUGAUUUUGUGUAAAAAUGCUCGUUCGUGCCAUAUUUGUAUCCCUCCGCUUGUUCAAAUACUCUCUUGUUUUAUGUUUCGCUCCAUGUCUGAACUUUUGCAACCACGAUAUUGAAAGUGGACGACAAGAAGAAACUUUUAUUCUUGUGGUAUUUUAUCUCGUUUUCGACAGUUGUUGUUUUUUUAUUUUAUUAAUGAAAUAAACAAUAAGCGUCAGCUAUCACCUUGAGCUAAAGAUAGAAGUAAGUUAAAAGAUAAGCAACAACUAUAACACAGGCAACUUUCAACUUAAAAUCAUCGGUUUGUUCUAGAAAACAAAAAGCAAUAUUUUGAGAUUGAUUCUUUUCUACUAUUAUGCUUAAUCUAUCCAUUUUGAUUUCUUUAUUUUUUUUUCGCACUUUAUACAUCACGUCGCAAUGUUUACUUAGCUUGAACUUCAGUCCUCAGCAAUAACUGGGUGUCUGUAGAUUCUUCACUAAAUACUAUAUUCACUGGAAGAUGAAUUCGUUAUAAGAAUGUGUAAAUUAGUGACCUAGGAUGUUGCGUGUUUGCCUAGUUUCUUCUCAUUAUCCUUUUAAUUGUGAAAAAUGUCUAAAUUAAGUUUCAAUUUCGGAUUGUGAACCCUCUAUCGAUGGAAAUGAGUUGUUCGACGCAACUUCUUUUAGACUCAAUAGUCACUCAAGUCGCUUUUGGGCAUUUUGUUACGCGUGAAUAAAAAGCAGUUAUCAGAAAAUCGAAGCAUAACGAGCCCAAUAUCAGAGCUGUUCAGUGUCAUUUGGAUAUCAAGCCUCUUUGGAUUAUAAAAGAAAAAAAAAUGCCUGAAUUAUUAAAGGAAUUCGGCACAUUUUUGUGAAAAAGAUAAUCUACACGUCACGCAAUGGAAUGUUGCGACCUGCCUGCUUUUCUUGGUGUAUCACUAUUAUCAUAUACUUCUGCCUAGUUUCUUCAGAUUCUCUUGUCAUUUGCUGAUUAAUUUGUUUAUGAUGAUUUUUAACUAUUCAUUUGUAUGGCUGAUAAAGCAAACAGUUAUCAUAGGAUAAAUAGUUGACAACUUUAUUUUUUCGAAUUCCGAGUAUAAGUUUGUUUUCUCAGCCGAAAGGGGUGUCUUUACUCACUUGGAUCGCUGUUCAGUCUUUUAUGAACUGUAUCCAGGGCGGCGUCGUCCAAAACCACAAACUAUUUAGUGGUAAUUAUAACUCUGUUUGACCUUCCAUUAAAGGCAUCAUUAUUUACCUAUUUCCUUUCUGGUAUCACUAAUGGCUCAAUUAAGAAAACCAAUUAAUCAUGUAUUCGUCGAUGCUACAACCAUCACUUGGUCUUUAUUCAAAGACGACCGAGAUCUUGCCCAGUGUAUUUCCUUUUAUGCAUGCCUGUUUCGUGAUCAGUCCCUCUAAGAGCCAUGGCGUGCUUGUAAGACCUUUAGUUCUAGUAAUAUUUUCGCUGUCCAGUAGGUCUUGUCGAAAGUUACAAUUCCGUCUUUCCCGGUCUUGUAAGAAUUUUGCGGUUUGAAUGUAAGGAGAACAAAAACGCCGCUUCGCAUAUCCGGUAUUCUGUAUCGCAUUUUAAUGAUCAAUGUUUUUUUGGUUUGGUUUGGUUUUGUUUUGUUUUGUUUUGUUUUUUUCUGUCUGCGGCAAAUGGUUCAAUACAUGCAAGUAAACCAUGCAAGGGCUAACUUGUGCUUUGUAAUCAAGUCAAGUAAACGUUUGAAAAUUCCCAAGGCCAGAAACAUUGGUUUACCCGUAGCUAUACUACGGGAUCUUGUUUAUUGCCUCCAACUAAACUAUAUUUUUAGACCCUAUCGUUAUUCGUUCAGCCGUGCAAUUAGAGUUGGAAGAUAAGAGAUACAGUUGCAUUGUCGUGAAAGGACAAAAGGUCCUGAAAGGCGGCGAUCGCUGAAUAUGGUUAAUUGUCGUAUCGAUAUCAGUUAUCGUAUCUAGCUAUGGUAUGAGUCAGCAAGAAAUCAAACACACCAGUGUUGUCAAAACAGUUGAGAUAAUCCGAAGUUCUUAUUGCGUGUUUAACAUUCUAACGAACUUAAAAAUAUGAAUCGCGUAGAAGAAAAGAAAAUUGAGAAAUUUUUCCCAAAACUAUUAUAAAAUAUAGCUGUUGCACAUAUCUCUAGGGCCGAGGAGGUAACGGGAGUAAUUAGGUGUACAAAGUAGAAUCUCAUUAAAUUCUUUUGAAAGUUAAAUAAACUAGUCGCUUUAGGACAAAUAGGGCUAGAGCGGAAAACCACGCUGUCGCCACUACUGUUCAUUACAAGCUAAUGAUGAUUAAUGGCUCAGUUACAGCUGGAAAUUAAAUUCAAUCUUCAGUUGCUGAUUACCAAGGUCUCUUUUUCUGACUUAACCUGCAGAGUAGGCGUGAUUUUUUUGCGUAUUUAAAUUUUGAUUUACUCUUUUAAGACCAUGUUGUUGUUUUGUGCGCUGUUUGCGUGCUUCGAUCUGUUGAUUUUUCUAGGGUAAACUUCUGUUCGGGAAGUUUCUGUCACGUGACGUUCUCUGAUGUACUUUCGUCUGAGUUUCGUGCAAAACCAAGCUGUCGUUGACGCAAAGCGCAUGUUUGUCUAUCCUCUAAAAACAUUAUUUUCUAUCGCAAAUCCGGCUAAAUGUCGCUGGCAAUAUAAUAUAUACAACAUUUACAAACGAUAAGCCGUUUUAAUGACGUGAUGACAAAUAUCAGUAAUUAGAGGUGUUUAGAAUUUUAACAACUUAGAACUCGCAGAAUGAAUGCCACACAAUCCUUUGCAACUAAUUAAUUGGAAACAAUGAUGCCAGGUUGUCUUUCAUGGCCCUGCCAGUGCUAAACCGAAAAAAACUACACACCCGAACAAGCAUAAAAUUGCCCUAGAUGUGCGAAACGUGGCUCAUAUUCUUUUAGCACCUUGUUGAGGUUUGCAUGCGUCAUCAAUUGUGAGUCGCCAUGCAAAUAUAGACUUUUCCAGAUGUGAGAUAUUGCUUUCGUAUUCGAUUCUUUGUUUACUUUUUUAUUGAUGGUUAGUAAUUGAUUUCAAUGCAUUAGAUAAUAGACUAAGCACAGCCCUGGUGCAGAUAACGAGCUGGCAUCCGGCUCUCGACUAUUUAUUUAUUUUCCACAGUUAGAGGUGUCUAGUGUUAGAGAUUCCUCGUCUAGAAGUCAGCUCGUCAAGUUAGUGUUCCUGAGAUCGUCUCGUUUAAUUUCAAGCAUCUCGAGCUUUUUGUUUUUAGAUAUUUUUAACUUUCUGGUCGAUUUUAAGCCAUUGGAAUGUAGCGUGGAAUUCAGCAAUAGCAGAUAUGUGCGAACCAAGCUAUUAUGUUCAGAGUAGGUGUUUAAUAAGCGGUUCGCUUGAUUGAUUGUUCUGAACUCCUGAGGCCAAACUUUGUAGUGCCAAUUAAUCACGGCGUUGGUAUAACUUCGGGCAAUUAACGGAAAAGAUCACAAGCUGUUAGCAGGGCACUGCAACUGUUGCGAAAGCUUUCAAGAUCUUCUGAGCAAGAUUUCAAGAACAUUGUCUCGUGACCAAGAUACAGCGCACACCAUUAAAAAUUGCAUACCGUCUUAAAGGAGGACGACAAAUCUUAUCGAUUGGAUUUUCUUAGUUUCCCGACGGAAGGAAACUAACUUUGUCCUCAUGAAGCCCGAUUUCAUGGAUGAGUAUCAGCGUCCGCCGGUGUUCAGCGUGGCGAACCAACCACUUUCGUACACGGCGCUACAAGGCAGGCUUUUGAAAGCCUCAAGUGUGAAGGAUUUACGAGAUAGAACUCUUAUUACGCAAACUCAGCCGAAGAACGGGCGAGUUCCAUCGCCGUUUAGGAAGUUCUCUGACACUUUUAGAAAAAGAGGAUUCGCUAAGUCGAGCAGUACGGCCAAGAAACAGAGAAAUGGGAGCAUAUCAAGUGAUAGCGGCGAAGGUUCUCUCUCUGAUGUCCAAUCAACGACAAACGACAGCGUUUUACGGAAUUCGAAACUAUCACAGCAAAGCCAAAGCAAAAAAUCCAGUGCUCAAGAAAUUCAGGAAGUCUCGCUCAGCAAAAAACCUCAACACUUAACUUUUCGUAAACCGCGAAGAUUUAGUUCGCCAGCUAGCUCUCCGACGAGACAAAAUUUUGGCGAACGUUUUCCAGAUACCACUUCACCACUGAAGUCGAACUUGAAAGAUCACUCAAAUCGUCGGCGAGGUUCAUCUUUACCUGAUGCGUUAUUUGGAGGUGCCAAUAGGAUUACAACCCGUAAUAUCCGGGAUUCGGGAGCUUUUGGUAUCGGCUGUUUGGAAGAAGAUGACGACGAAGGUCAAUACGGCAAUGAUGUGCGCAAAUGUUUAGAUUUGACACGUCCACUAUCAAAACAUGCCAAGUCUUCCGUUUUGCUCAUUCCUGAUCAGAACAACAACGAGCUCGAGUUCAUCGAAUUGAACAAACUUCUCGACAAAGAGACGCUCCAAGCAUCAGCGGUUAUUCUCGACGAAGAAGGCAUGACAAUUCUGCACCGCGCCGUUCAGAAUGGCUUCCUUAAUUUGACCAAGUUCCUCGUGAACAGUGGUGUUUCGACCGAGAUGACGGAUUUUGAAGGCAGGACUGCCCUUUGUGUGGCGCUAGAAAGAGGAAACCAUGACUGCGCCGAGCUACUGCUGAGGCUCGGAGCAAACGUCAACUUUGCCAUGAAAGGUGGCAAAACAAUUUUGCAUCAAAUGACUCAAGAAGGGGAUUAUAGAGCAGUCCAGUUGCUGGUGAAACAUGGUGCGGAUUUAAAUAUGGAGGACGACAAAGGAUGGCCCGCGCUGCACUAUGCUUUAAAGAGAAAGGACCUCAAGUGUGCAGCGCUAUUAAUGACCUCUGGAGUAAACAUUCAUCGCUACACAGAGAAAAGGAUACAAGAAUAUUCCAUGUCCAUGGAAAUUGUGAACAUCGGAAAAGUCAAAUUGGACAAUUCAAAAACAGUGGACCACGACUUGGAGCCCGAAGUUACAAUAAUCUGACACUGGACAAAACGUGCAUUUCUUUCAAAUACCGAUACCGAGAGAACUUUUGGUGCUUUAGGUCUCCUUUCUUUUCUGUAAUCUAAGGUUGUUUUCAUUCAAGCAUUUAAUGAUUAGUUGCUAAACCAUAAAAUUUGUUUUCGAUUGUUAGGUCGUCCGGUUUCCGUGACGAAUUCAGUGUUGCCUUGCAGCUUUUGUGUACAAUAUUGGUCAUAGUGUACCACAUCACGAAGCAAGACAUGCUAAUUUUAAGUUUGCUCGUUUGAAGCAGUACGAAAUCGGCAUUUUAUCUUGUCAAAUAUUUUUAAUUUUUUUAGAGCCUUUCCAGCUAUGAUAAUGUGAUAAGACUUAGAAAGAAAAAAGCUAGGGUUACGAGAUAUAAAAUAAUUGCGUGGUUAUAUACCAAGAUAUAUUUAUACAUAGAUUAAGGUUGGUCAGUGUUGUACUCUAAUGUAUAUAAAAGAGAAAUUAGAGUCGCACAUAAAUUAUUAAAUGGCAAAUUUUGCAAAUGAUAAGUCAAAAUAAGGGCAUAAUUAAACCUUAGCAGGAUUGUUAAUUCAGAAUUCAGUGGACAAAGUAUCAAAUAAACAGCAUGGUAGGCUGCCAUAA